Perkinsus marinus ATCC 50983 is the source of this 295-nucleotide messenger RNA. RefSeq lists its product as hypothetical. The record is from RefSeq and is a predicted model, not a curated record. The annotation marks the transcript as partial. NCBI's taxonomy places the organism in Eukaryota, Perkinsozoa, Perkinsida, Perkinsidae. The transcript is spliced from 3 exons.
AUGCUCGCAGCCAGGGUGGCGGAGUUGGGGUUGACAGCGAAGCCCGAGUGGGUGUUGAGCGUUGGAGACGAUGUCGCUGCUGGCUUUGCCUCCCUGAUGGGCAGCCACAUCUCUCAUUGUGUCGUGCGAGGCUCUUUACCUGAUCUCGGAGCUCAGCGAGUCCUCCCUGGAAAACACUUCCUCAUGAUCGAGGACUUUGUGGACGUAUCUAAACCGGUGAAAUUCCAUCAGCUCGCGACCAGCGUUUCGGACCCGUUCGGUGAUGACACUGAUGAUGCAUUGAUUGGACAGGCCA